Messenger RNA from Daucus carota subsp. sativus, 6576 nucleotides. RefSeq lists its product as uncharacterized. The record is from RefSeq and is a predicted model, not a curated record. The transcript has 2 exons. NCBI's taxonomy places the organism in Eukaryota, Viridiplantae, Streptophyta, Magnoliopsida, Apiales, Apiaceae. The coding region runs from base 1904 to 4558 and encodes 884 amino acids.
AGUUGAAGAUUUUGGUUUCUCUCUCUUACCAUUGCUUUCUCUCUCUAGCUGUUAUCUCUCUCGCGCAUUGCAGUUAGUUCUCUCUAGCAGUUAACUCGUGGAUGAUCUGAUAUUUUCCGCACUUGAUUGUGGAGGUCAGGCUUUGUGAGGCAAUAAGAGUGGAUGUGCCUCAGUUCUUGUAGACGGAUGAGGUAGACGGAUGAGAUGGACUGAUUAUUAGAUCUUGUCCACAUCGCUCUCAAUCGUCUCUGCUGAACACAAAAGCAAUAUUUGCUCUUCAAAAUUACUUUCCCACGAAUCUGAUAAGUGGAUUUUAUAUCCACUUGGAAUGCCUUCGUUUCGACUUAAAUUGAUGAUUUGGCCUCAAGUAUGUGGUGUUUUUGAUGUGUUUUUGUGGUGUUGUGUAGGUUCCCUAGGAGGAGGAUAAAGGGUGGAUUCAAAGCUAAAAGGUGGAAGAAACGGCGCAAAGAUCGAGCGAGCAAGGAAGGAGAAAAGGGAAGAAAGAUUCCAAGAGUGUUCGGGGCUGCCCAAAUGGGGUCUCCACCCCAUUUACGGGGUCUCCACCCCGUUCUGAAGAAGAAAAUUCUGCACUGAUGGGGUCUCCACCCCACUGAUGGGGUCUCCACCCUACUUCAUCAGAAUAGAGGCUGCCCUGACGGGGUCUCCACCCCACUGAUGGGGUCUCCACCCCACUGACGGGGUCUCCACCCCACUGACGGGGUCUCCACCCCAUUCUGUUGGAAGAAAAAGCCCAAAUUGCCUUUUCUUGAUCCGUUUGAAGGCCCGAUCGCUGUGGGACUUAAACAAAAGCUCAAAGGAAAAGCCUAGCAACCUAGAAACAUUCUAAGAGGCACGUGACGGCUACGGAGAAGAUCUAGAUUCAUAGUUUUCUUUUGUCUUCUUCCAAUUAGGCGAUACUUUUGGAUGCUCAUUCGGAUUUGUUUCGAAACUCUUGUUUUACUCUUUUGACUUUGUUUUUCCUAUUCAGUACCAUGUUUACAUUCGAACCCAUGAUGAUGAGAAGUUCGAUUAUGAACUAAUCAUUGUCAUGGGAUUUUAGCGGAUUUAUCGAUGAAUUUCAGUAGUUAAUUUGUCUUGUUCAUAUGUGAUGGUUUGAUUUCCUCGUAUUGGUUGUGCUUAUUCGUCUUGGAUGCGUAGCUAACAUCUAAGAUUGCUUGUUAAUCUUUAUUGAAGCGACAGUGAAUAUAUUGAUUUAGAACUUGCCAUGCGAGCAUAGGUUUCAUGUUCGAUAACAUGACUUGUGAUGUGAUUUUACCCAUCUUGCAUCGCCCUAUGUAAUCUUGAUAGAUAACUUGUUCUUCAACCAUUAUGUUUUCAAAUUCUAUAGACAUAUAGGGUCUAAGCAUAAUUGGAGUCUGUUUACCUUCUAUCUUAAUUGUGGAUGUGUAGCAGUAUGGUGCACGUAUAACGACAGUUAGCGUGUAUCAGUUUCGUGUUAUCUGAUUAGUUAUCAACCAUCACCUAUCGAUAAGGCAUAACUCUGAAUGAAGUAUAUGAUGAAGUUAGAAUCCCAUGUUUUAUUCCCAUUAGUAAUUUGAUUUUAAUUCUCUUAGUUAUAAGUCGACUCGAUUUAGUUAAAUUAGGUAAAACCAACCAAAUUGUUAUUUGUCCGAGCAUUGAAUAAUAGCCAUACAUUGGUGCAUAAGUGCAUAUUCUUGAAAACACUAGUCUCUGUGGGAACGAACUGAAUUGAAUUUCUAUACUACUUGUGACCACGUACGCUUGCGUGAUUUUGUGCGAACAAGUUUUUGGCGCCGCUGCCGGGGACUCGGUGUUUACUUUAGUUUAUGUGCUUGUCAUUAGUGGUCGUUAAAGUUCAGUGACUUGGAUUCUUUUCUCACUUUAGUUCGUUGUGUGUGUUUCAGGUACUUGAGUGACGUGUAUGCGAACACGUUCUCAGGCUCGUAAGGAAGCAUUAAUUAAGGAAGAAACGAUAGAGAUUGAUACAAUGGUUGAUCAACCACCAGCUGUGAAUAUUCCUAAGGCUCUGAAGGCUUUCUCUGAGCCUAAAAUCAAUGACAUUCAAUCGAGCAUUGUCAGGCCAGCAAUUCAGGCCAACACUUUCGAGAUCAAACCGAGCACUAUUCAGAUGGUACAGAACUCAGUGCAGUUUGGGGGUUCUCCGACUGAGGAUCCUAAUACUCAUAUUCGGGACUUCAUUGAGAUCUGCGACACUUUCAAGUUCAAUGGUGUUACGGACGAUGCCAUCAGAUUGAGGUUGUUCCCAAUUUCUUUGAGGGAUAAAGCUAAAGGAUGGUUGCAUUCUCUUCCUGCAGGAUCUAUUACGACAUGGGAGGAUCUGGCUCAGAAAUUUCUUACUAAGUUCUUCCCUAUGGCUAAAACCGCUGCAAUCAGGAAUGCUAUCACUCAAUUCUCUCAGUUGUCUGGUGAAACUUUAUGUGAAGCUUGGGAACGCUACAAGGAGAUGCUUCGGAAAUGCCCACAUCAUGGGAUGCCUGAUUGGAUGGUUAUUAAUUGCUUUUAUAAUGGGUUGGGUCCUCAAUCGAGGCCAAUGCUCGAUGCUGCAUCAGGCGGAGCUCUAUGGGCUAAGAGCUAUGAUGAGGCUUAUGAGUUGAUCGAGAUGAUGGCUGCGAAUGAAUAUCAGAAUCCUACUCAGCGUCUUCAUCAGGGCAAAGCAGCAGGAAUUCUAGAUGUUGAUGCUACUACAGCCAUAGCUGCUCAGCUUAAGGCUCUUACUAUGAAGGUGGAUUCUUUGGCAAAUCUAGGAACUCAGCAGCCACCUUCAGUCUGCGAGCUCUGUGCUGGAGCACAUUCUUCGGAUCAGUGUGCUAUAUCGAGCGAAUCCGCUCAGUUUGUGAGCAACUUUCAGAGGUCACAACAGCCAGCUCCGGCCACUUAUCAUCCUAAUAAUCGGAAUCAUCCGAAUUUCAGCUGGAGCAAUAAUCAGAAUUACAUGCCACAACAACAGCAACAGUUUCAGCAGCAAGGAUCUAGACCUUUUAACCCUUCUGGUUUUCAACAACAGUUUGCACCGAGACAGCAAUUCCAUCCACCCGGAUUCCAGCAACAAAAUCAUGGGGUGGCUGGACAGUCUUCCAACGAAAGAUCAGAAUUGGAAGAAUUAAGACUAAUGGUAAAAAGCCAAUCGGUGUCAAUCAAAACUUUGGAGAAUCAGAUUGGGCAAAUUACUAAUGCGUUGAUUAAUAGACCACAAGGAACUCUUCCUAGUGAUACUGAGGCCAAUCCGGGCAAGAAGGAAGUGAAGGAACAGGUACAGGCUGUCACCUUGAGGUCCGGAAAGGUUACGAAGGAUAAAGAAUCAGCAACAGAGCGAAACAAGGAAGAGAGUGAACAACAGGUUGAAACAACCGUACUCUCAUCUGAGUCUGGUAGUGGAAAAACUGUUGUUGAGGCUGACAAGAAAGAAAUCAACGAGGAGGCAAGCAAGGAAUCAACUGAGAAGUCUAGUCCUAAAUCUGAUAAUGGGGUCAAGCAAGUAUAUCCACCUCCCCCUUUUCCGAAGAGACUUCAGAAGCAUAAGCUCGACAAACAAUUCGCUAAAUUUCUAGAGGUUUUCAAGAAAUUACAAAUCAAUAUACCUUUUGCGGAAGCUCUAGAACAGAUGCCGAGUUAUGCUAAAUUCAUGAAAGGUAUUCUAUCUCGGAAACUUAAACUUGAGGAAUUGGAGACUGUAGCUUUGACCGAGGAGUGCAGUGCGGUGUUGCAACAGAAAUUGCCUCCGAAGCUGAAAGAUCCGGGGAGUUUCACAAUACCUUGUACUAUUGGGCAAUUAUCUUUCGACAAAUGUUUGUGUGACUUGGGAGCUAGUAUCAAUCUGAUGCCCUUGUCCGUCUUCAAGAAACUUGGGCUGCCGGAGCCGAAACCUACGAACAUGUCAUUACAACUGGCUGAUCGGUCCAUCACUUACCCGAGAGGUAUAGUGGAAGAUGUCUUGGUUAAGGUGGAUAAGCUCAUCUUCCCUGCUGAUUUUGUCAUUCUAGACUUUGAGGAGGAUAAGAAGAUUCCUAUUAUCUUGGGAAGGCCGUUCUUAGCUACAGGCCAAACUUUGAUCGAUGUGCAAAAAGGAGAGCUUACAAUGAGAGUUCAAGAUCAGAGUGUCACUUUUAAGGUGUUCAACGCAAUGAAAUUUCCAACCGACGAAGAAGAAUGCUUUAAGGUGGAGCCACUAGAAGCUGUUGAAAAAUUUGAGAUGGAGCAAAAGCCAAGGCCAUGUACCUUAGAGAGCGUCUUAACAGGGGAUUCUGAUUUCGAAGAUGAAGGAGUAGAAGAGCUUAGACAUUUUCAGGAGCAUCUUAAACCAUCUAUUGAAGAAGCUCCUAUAAUCGAACUCAAACUACCACCGGAUCUCUUAAGUGAUGUACAAUUUAGAAGGUUGUCACGGCGCAUAGAUGACAUGCAUGACGUUCACCGCUGUUUUGCAAAGGAUUUGACUCAAGCUCUUGGGAGUGCUUUUCGAGCCAUUGGUGUUGAGGUUGAUUGGCCAGUGUUUGGAGAUGGCAUGGUAUAUUCACCACCUGAUCCUCCACCCGAGGAGGGUGAUCCUCCCGACUUCUAGGUACAUUCGAUCCUUUUUAUCACCUUCAAUGAGGUCAUUGAAUAUUUUAAGUUUGGGGGUGGUAAUCUAAGGACUAGUAGUAGUGUGUGUUCAUAUAGGUUGCAUGUUGCAUGUAGUUUAGCAUAUUAUCUCAUAUUGUUUGCAUAUAUAUUAGUUCACUUUAGUGUGCGUAUUAGUUCAUUUUCGUUUCGUUUUUUUUUAUAUAUAUGCUUGUGUUUAGGAGGUGUGAGUAGUUUCAUAUAGUUGCAUUUGCAUGAAUCAUGAUAGUUGUCUUCCAAGUUGAUUUCCUAUGAUGAGGUUAUGUGCAUAAUUUUUUGGCUAGUAGUUUCGAUCAUAUGUGAUGCCUUGUUUCUUGGAAACUGCUUGUGUGAAAAUUGUAAUUACACUUAUGCUCUAGAGAUAAGACUUAGACUAACUUAUUUCUUGAGUCUUCACGUUGAGUCGGGCGUAGAAUUAGGAUUAUUCCCCUUUUGAACGUAGAGUUUGUAAAUCUUAAGUUUGGGGGAGUUAAGGGAUGAAUAUGCCUUUCUAAAAAAAAAAAAGAAGAAAAAAAAAGAAUAAAAAUUAUCGGGUACUCCUUUGAGAUCAAUGGGUAAAAUGCAAUGUCAUGUGAAAGGGACGAUCCAUGUACUUGUGCUGGUAUUAAGUGCAAAUGUAUUAGAAUAAGCAUUUUCUUGGUGACUUUUCGCAACCCUUGAUUACUGGAGAAAUACUUGAUUAAAAAAAAGAAGAAGAAAAAAAAAAGAAGAAUAAGCGAAGUCGAAUGGCGGUCGUGACUCACUUACACGGAGAAGCGUCCCAACCUUAGACUUAGCAAGAAAAAGAAAAAAAAAAUAGAAAAAAAAUAGGAGAGGCAUAGGAAUUCUUUAGUGACCCUAAAUUGUAGUUGACUCUUUAGUAAAGAAGUGUUUUAGCCUGAUUCUGAUUAACGGCUCAUAGUGAGGACUCUGUUGAAGUUUGAUAGUCUUUGUUUUGUUUCACUAGAGAGCAUGCUAGCACACACGAUGCACUACACACUUGUAGUGGAAGAGAACAGGGCUAAAGUGUGAAAGAGAUGAAUGCUGAGAAUGUUGCAUUAUCUGAGGAUUCUAUGUUAACACGGAUGACACUUCAUGAUUCGAGUAGACGUAGGCAAAUAGUUGCAUUCAUGCAUUGCAUUAGUAGUUUGUGUGUGUGUCUAUGCUUGAGGACAAGCAUCGGUUUAAGUUUGGGGGUGUGAUAAGUGGAUUUUAUAUCCACUUGGAAUGCCUUCGUUUCGACUUAAAUUGAUGAUUUGGCCUCAAGUAUGUGGUGUUUUUGAUGUGUUUUUGUGGUGUUGUGUAGGUUCCCUAGGAGGAGGAUAAAGGGUGGAUUCAAAGCUAAAAGGUGGAAGAAACGGCGCAAAGAUCGAGCGAGCAAGGAAGGAGAAAAGGGAAGAAAGAUUCCAAGAGUGUUCGGGGCUGCCCAAAUGGGGUCUCCACCCCAUUUACGGGGUCUCCACCCCGUUCUGAAGAAGAAAAUUCUGCACUGAUGGGGUCUCCACCCCACUGAUGGGGUCUCCACCCUACUUCAUCAGAAUAGAGGCUGCCCUGACGGGGUCUCCACCCCACUGAUGGGGUCUCCACCCCACUGACGGGGUCUCCACCCCACUGACGGGGUCUCCACCCCAUUCUGUUGGAAGAAAAAGCCCAAAUUGCCUUUUCUUGAUCCGUUUGAAGGCCCGAUCGCUGUGGGACUUAAACAAAAGCUCAAAGGAAAAGCCUAGCAACCUAGAAACAUUCUAAGAGGCACGUGACGGCUACGGAGAAGAUCUAGAUUCAUAGUUUUCUUUUGUCUUCUUCCAAUUAGGCGAUACUUUUGGAUGCUCAUUCGGAUUUGUUUCGAAACUCUUGUUUUACUCUUUUGACUUUGUUUUUCCUAUUCAGUACCAUGUUUACAUUCGAACCCAUGAUGAUGAGAAGUUCGAUUAUGAACUAAUCAUUGUCAUGGGAUUUUAGCGGAUUUAUCGAUGAAUUUCAGUAGUUAAUUUGUCUUGUUCA